CACCGUCAAAGGCUUACAUUGCCUCUCUACCAUUCCUCUGUUGCCAAAAGAAAACCCAUCUUCAAAGAGGGAAGUUUGGAGCUUCUUUCUCUCUCUAAGAACUAAAAGGAACUAUCUUUGUCCUAUCAUUCAGAGAAAUGGAGGCAAUGAAGGUGAAGCUCUUUGUAGCCCUGUUGAUGGUGGCGUUGAUGGCCAUCUCUUCUGUGCAAAAAGCUGCUGCAGCUGAUGCUCCAGCGCCAGGCCCAACAUCUGAUGCUGCCAUUUUUGUGCCCACUUUCCUUGCGUCUCUUGCAGCCCUGGCUUUUGGGAUGUUCUUCUGAGCUAUAGUGGUCAACUCCAAUGACCCACAUAGAUAUAGAAAGCGUUAUGGUUCAUUUCUCUUUCGACCCAUUUAUCUUCUUCUCUAAGUCACAUGUCUUCGAGCUUUUCAUGACUAUGGGAGAGAGAAGGGAAAUGGGUUGGGAUUUUUUUUUUCAUUAUUUUUGGGAGGUUCUGGUUAAUUUAAUUGUUGUUGAUCUUGAUCAUGUAAUGUUGUGAUUUGUUUGAUUGUGAUUGAUGUGUUUUUUUGGUACUGUAAAAUAAUUUUAUUUAAUCGUGUAUUUCUUUUUUUUAUAUGGGUUAGAUUUAGGCUAAUAAGGAGAUCACGGGGAUGAAUGUUAUGAUUGGUGGUGGAUGGUUGGUUUUGGCCUCUUUCUUGUACUCCUUCAUUAUGUCUUCUCAUUUGUAUCUGUGAUCCAUUUGAUGUAAUAAAAUUCUAUUCUUGUA
Messenger RNA from Alnus glutinosa, 765 nucleotides. Its product is annotated as arabinogalactan protein 13-like. The transcript has a single exon. Bases 138 to 320 code for a protein of 60 amino acids. NCBI's taxonomy places the organism in Eukaryota, Viridiplantae, Streptophyta, Magnoliopsida, Fagales, Betulaceae. The record is from RefSeq and is a predicted model, not a curated record.